This is a messenger RNA of Lodderomyces orthopsilosis Co 90-125, 831 nucleotides long. Its product is annotated as acetate uptake transporter family protein. The record is from RefSeq and is a predicted model, not a curated record. NCBI's taxonomy places the organism in Eukaryota, Fungi, Ascomycota, Pichiomycetes, Serinales, Debaryomycetaceae. Gene Ontology annotation, cellular component: plasma membrane. Gene Ontology annotation, molecular function: acetate transmembrane transporter activity. The transcript has a single exon. Bases 1 to 831 code for a protein of 276 amino acids.
AUGUCAUCUUCAUCGUCAAUUGAAAGCUACAAACCAAGUACUUCUCAUGUUGAGGUGCACGAAGUACAACACCUGCAGACUAAUCAAUCACAUCACUCAUCCAUAUCAAGAAUCCAUACGCAUGGCAAAGGAGAUGAAUUAGUCACCAUUGGAGGACAAACCUACUAUCGUCAUGAAUUAAUGUCCGCAUUUGGUGGUUCAUUAAAUCCAGGAGUUGCACCAUUCCCCAAAUUCAACAUCAAUCCAGCACCACUUGGAUUAUUUUCUUUCGGAGUAGGUUGCUUGAUUAUGGGUUUGUUUAAUGCUCGGGUCAUGGGUAUAACCAUUCCCAAUGUUGCUGUUUCAAUAGCUUGUUUUUACGGUUCAACAGCCCUGAUACUAGCUGGAAUACUUGAAUUCUUCACUGGAAAUACAUUUGCAUUUACACUUUUACUUUCAUAUGGAGGAUUUUGGCUUAGUUACGCUGCUAUAUUCAUUCCACUGUUUGGUAUUGCUGCUGCUUAUGAAGGGACUGACCAAUUACAAAAUGCAGUAGGGUUAUAUCUAUUAGGGUGGACCAUAUGGACUUUUAUCGUUGUCCUGCUUCUUUUGAAAUCAACGGUGGCAUUGCUUCUGAUGUUUGUGUUUUUGGGAUUGACUUAUUUAGUUAUGGCUUGUGCGCUGUUUACUGAAGACAUGGGUGUUUCUCGUGCUGGUGGUGUUAUUGGAAUCAUAACUUCUAUUAUUGCCUUUUAUAAUGCUUUUGCUGGUGUUGCAACACCCUUCAACUCGUACAUUGUUCCUCCUGUUGUUAUCUUGCCAGAAAUGAAGUUUGGAAAAAAGCGGAAGUAG